Molecule: messenger RNA, 784 nt
Organism: Rhodofomes roseus
Lineage: Eukaryota; Fungi; Basidiomycota; Agaricomycetes; Polyporales; Fomitopsidaceae
Exons: 3
Coding region: 169-771 (200 amino acids)
Source: RefSeq, a predicted model, not a curated record
UCGACCAGUCACCACACUACACCGCCGUGUCGCGCACGUCAGGCGCACGUCCAACCUGUCUUCCCUCAGAGUCGGACUCUGGAUAGCUCUGGAUAUUAGUAUUGUGCUCGCUGCGUUCUGACAGAAUUCGUCUCUUGGAUCAAACUGCGCGUGGUCUGGGCUGAGCCGAUGUCAAUCAGGCAGAGGAUACCCUUCCGCUUCACGGAGACUCCGGAAGAUGAACACAUUCUGGACGAACAAGAACAAGAGGAGCUGAUUGACAGCCUGAAGAGUCAGAGUGAUGCAGCGGCCUCGCAGUACAUGCUCCUCGGUCAGGUCGUCCUCGCCCUCUCCGCCUUGCUCCACUUCAUCUACAUCCUGAAGUGGGACAAGCUCUCCCCACUGUACGCCAUCCUCCCCUCCCACCCAGCACCCUCCACGAUCAUCCCCUUCCCCGACUUCUUCGCGACGCUGAACAUCAUCCUACAUGCAAAUCUCAGCCUCCUACUGCUCCCGCACUACAGCCCCAUUCGGCGGUCUCUAUCCUCCCUCCCACCACCGAUGGAAGACUACUCGCUUCCCCUUCCAAUCUUCCACCCUGUCACGGCCGCGUUGACCGUGCUCACGCCGACGCUCGCGCUGAUCCGGCAGUGCAGCUGGCCAGACGUAGCCUGGUGGUGUGCCACGUUGACGAUGUCGUGGUUCGUGUACUCGCUGCGCAGAUGGACUGACCAGAGUGUGGAGGAGAUCCGCGAGCUAGAACGACUGCGUUACGAUGCCAGAGGCGCGUAGUAGCAUCGCCUGC